Messenger RNA from Linum tenue, 1194 nucleotides. The record is from the annotation of a GenBank genome assembly. Lineage: Eukaryota; Viridiplantae; Streptophyta; Magnoliopsida; Malpighiales; Linaceae.
GCUGCCUUGAGAAGAAGAGCUUUAGUACUACAGCGACGGCGGCAAUGGCGCGGAAGAACAGUGGAAUAGUGAUUAAGGAGGAAAGGUUUCAAGAGACAGCUAGUGAUGAAGCGCCAUUAAUCAAUUCCUCCUCGUCCUCAAACUAUCAUCGGUUGCCCGCGGGAUUGAUGAUGAAUUCUGUCCAAUUCACUCGCCGGGACGUGGAGGCAAUUCCUACUACCACUACUGGUUUCUGUAGUAGAUCUGCAAGAUCAGAGGCGCCCUUUUAUCCCUACCGUGAAUCUUACUAUCUUAAUCAGCUGGCAACACUGGAGAUGAUGGAAGCAUAUGAUGAUGCUCAAAGAAAGGGGAACUCCUCAUCAGCCUGUGGUAUGGAGUACUAUGAGUUCUUCCCAAGCGACAAAACCACCAGUGGAGAAAUUAUCAUGGAAGGCGGCAAUUUUACCAAGCAGGAAUGUAGUGAGGAAGAGGGAGUGGAAGUGGAGGACUAUCUGAUGCUGGAACCUUCAGGUUCAGUGGGAUAUUAUGGUGGUGGUGGUGGUGGAGAAGCUUCUUGUCUCACCACUUCUGAUCACCAUCAUCAUGAGAAGUAUUACAGUUCCAGUUCUGCCUACACCUACACACUAGCAUCAAACCCUACCACCACCACUACUACUACUACUACCAGCAACUCUAUUUCCAGUUCACUGGACCUAUCCCUCAAGCUCUCAUUCUAGAGAUCCCCAAACAAACAAGACAGAUCUCUACUUCUCCUUUUUGGUGGGUCUGUGGCUCAAUGACUGUUACUUUACUGCAUGCCCUGCAAACUUAAUUACCCACCCUCAACCCUAGAACCCAUCUUCUGCAUUUGUCUCUUUGCACACUCUUGGGGUUUCCCUUUUCAUGUUAAACUGAUCUGCCUGUCAAUUUAUGCCAGCAUUUUGCUCCAGUGUUUUGGGAUACUAUACACCAUUCCUCUAGCUCUCUCUGUCUGUUAUAGUUGUGUCAUGAUGAGUCAGUUUGUGGACGGUUUCAAGAGGACCUUGCCUUAGGCCCAGCUUUUAAUUUAUGUGGUGGGGAGGAUCUGAUCUGAUCUCUCUUACAAUACUGGCUUGUGGGUCUGGCUGGGAGCUCAUCACUUAAAGCUUUCAUUAAUUGAUUUUGUCGUAUGAUGAUCCAAGUACUUUAGAUAUGGUAUCCAGUUAAUAAAUUGUG